AUGAAAGUCCUCAUCACAGGCGCAAACGGCUUCGUCGGCCAAAUCCUUGCCCAACACCUCCUCGCCACAAACACAGCCACCCAUCUCAUUCUCGCCGACCUCCACAAACCCCCCAACCCCAGCCCCUCGUCGCAGAAUGUCACUUGCACAGCCGCCGACCUGACGUCGCCAGCGGCCUGCACUUCGCUCAUUGCCCAAAACCCGGAUGCCGUCUACAUACUGCACGGCAUCAUGUCUAGCGGCAGCGAAGCCAACCUCGACCUCGGUCUGGCCGUGAACUUUGAAUCGGUGCGUACACUGCUCGACACGAUGCGGGCGCUGCGUCCCGGCAUCAAAGUCGUCUUCACCUCGUCGUGCGCCGUGUACGGGCGGGCGGCCGUGGCAAACCCGGCGACGGAAACGGACAUAGUGCCCAUGCCGGAAUCGAGCUACGGGACGCAGAAACUCAUGAUUGAGUUUUUGAUCAACGACUACUCGCGCCGCGGCUUGAUCGAUGGCCGCGCCGUGCGGCUCCCGACUGUGUUUGUGCGGGCGGGGGCGCCGACAGCCGCGGCUUCGUCCUUCGUAUCCGGGAUCGUGAGGGAGCCUGUCAAGGGCGUCGAGGCCGAGUUGCCUGUCGACCCGCAGAUAGGCAUUUGGCUUACGUCGCCGCGGGCGCUGGCGGUGAACUUGGUGCAUGCGGUCAGGGUGCCCAAGGAGAAGUUUGGCCACUUUAGACAGGUGCUGUUGCCUGGGUAUACGGCGACGAGUGGCGAGAUUCUCGAGGCGUUGGAGAAGGUGGCGGGGAGGGAGACAAGGGCGUUGGUCAAGGAGAAGAGGGAUGAGGCUAUAGAGAGAAUUGUGUUGAGUUGGCCGGCAAAAUACGAUACCACUCGAGCGAGGGAGCUGGGGUUCAGUGAAGAUGUGGGGCUCGAGCAGACGAUUAGGGAUUUCAUCGAGGGAGAGAAGCUCAAGGCCAAGUCAUGA
Messenger RNA from Bipolaris maydis ATCC 48331, 966 nucleotides. RefSeq lists its product as uncharacterized. Lineage: Eukaryota; Fungi; Ascomycota; Dothideomycetes; Pleosporales; Pleosporaceae. The record is from RefSeq and is a predicted model, not a curated record.